GUAGCUUUGAACGUACGGUGUACGGUUAUCAUAAGUACGGAUAUUAUUCAAACUCAAUUUUAAUUGUAUGCUCAUGCAUAGUAUUAUUUCUGGAAAAAAAUGUAUGUAUAUUAGCUUUCAGUUUCUGCUUAGCCAUCCAACAAUUUGUAAUGUGUUAUAAUUUUAAUUUAAUUUCAUAGUCACACUCGUUACACAGCUUCCCCAUAUUCAUGAGCUAUUUUUUUUUUUUUUUAUAUUUUAGAAUUAUUUCCCGUGCCGUAACAUUCGUUUACUAGCGGUAUUUAUUUUACAAUAUUUAUUAAAUUAUUUGAUGGAGCUUACAAUUUGUGAAAAAACAGACUCAUUUUCCCCAUGCAAUUUUACAUAAUUAUUAUAGAUGCUCCUUCUUUAAUAAUUAAUAAGUCUAACUACCGAAGUAAGAUUGAGGCUUGCCAUGCCACUGGGCUAAAUCGACUAUAUUAAAAAUAUCAAUCUAUAGAAUAGGCCUAGCCUUAACAUUUAAAUUUAUUACCGGUAUAUUUUAAUUCACACAUGUGGGCGUGGCUUAUGACUUUUGAAUGGGCUAUGGGAGAAGUAGAACAAGUAGGAACUAUUUUGCUUAUUACAAUGCCACGCCUACUGCCUACUAACAUGGACAUAGUAAAUUAAUAUGAUUAAAAUUUUAUUUGCAUUGAUAAAUGAAUCACCACGAUGCGCAUGAUCAGCACAUGUUCAUCGGGAUCAUAUAGAAUAUAGGCUAUGGCGAUCAGACAGUGCUGAAACUGAAAUGAAAGUUGAAUCUGAUUUGCUAAUCACCGCUAUCUUAUUUUUUCUAAUCUUGGUUAUUUUUUACGUUUUAAGUAACGUUACCAAUGUUAAACAAAGGUAUGGUUUGAAUUUUUUGGCCCACAUUACUCUUCUAGCCUGCUGUCUGGAUGUGUUCUAUGUCAAUGCUGAGAAACCUAAAGUAGUAAUCCACCCUUGCCAGACAACGCAAUUAAAAUGGAUGGACAAGGUGACCCAGGCCUGGCACCCACGGCUAAUACAAAUAAUGUGCACCACAACAAAGUGAAACCUCCAAGCGUCCUAGAAAAGUUGAAAUCCGACAAAGCAUAUAGGGGAAGGGUCAUACAGUCUUUAAGGCUUGCCCUAUCCAGUUUAACCUUGGUAUUUAUUAAAUUAAUAAAGUAAUUGUUUUAUUAUUUAAAAAUGACCACACACACGCUUAAUAAAGACACUAAAAUUAUAAAGCUUUUGUUAUAGUUAUAGUAUAGUUUUAUUAUUUUGAAUUUGUUGACAGUGGAAAUGUUAAACGUUUGGGCUUGGGUUAUAUAAUUGGUAAAAUUUCUUUAGAAUUUUAUCAUCAAUAAAGUUUCAAAAAAUUGAUUUUUUACAUGAGUGAAAAUGUCAAAUAAAUCCUUUGUUCUGAUGAAAAUUUUUUUGUUUAUAGGGUGUUGUUUUUGGGCAGCAAGGUCCAGCCUUUCUUGAUCUACAAAUCAUUACCAACACAGAUGUUGAAACAGCAUCAGCCUUCUUCACCUCAGCAUCAUGUGGAUACAUGGUUGGCUCUUUCAUCAGUGGUUUUGUCCACACCAAGGUAACAUAGUGCAGUAUCAGUGUGCUCUUUGGAUUUUGUAUUCUUUAAAUUACAGAAGUUGUUUUUUUUUUUUUUUCCAUUCAUCAAAAAAUUUCAAGUUCCGAGCCAGUUCAUUACUGGUAAUGCAAUGGUUUCAUAAACUAAAGCCCACUCAAAUACCCCAAAAGGUUUGUUUUGUCCACACCAAGUUAACAUAGUGCAGUAUCAUUGUUCUCUUUGGAUUUUGUAUUCUUUAAAUUACAGAAGUUUUUUUUUUUUUUUCCAUUCAUCAAAAAAUUUCAAGUUCCGAGCCAGUUCAUUACUGGUAAUGCAAUGGUUUCAUAAACUAAAGCCCACUCAAAUACCCCAAAAGGUUUCAUAAAAUAAAGCCUACUCAAAUACCCCAUAUGGUUUCAUAAAAUAAAGCCCACUCAAAUACCCCAUAUGGUUUCAUAAAAUAAAGCCCACUCAAAUACCCCAUAAGGUUUCAUAAACUAAAGCCCACUAAAAUACCCCAUAAGGUUUCAUAAAAUAAAGCCCACUCAAAUACCCCAUAAGGUUUCAUAAACUAAAGCCCACUCAAAUACCCAAUGAAUAGGUAUGAUGCCUGUUUAAAAAUUGUAAAAAAAACUUUUAAAAAGACUUUUUAAUCAAAGACGAGUUAAAACGCACUAAAAAGUUGAAAAUAAUUUACAAUUUCUUAAAAUGCAAUAGGGGCGAUGGCAUGCAUUUGAGGUGGAGGAGAAGAGUCACAUUUUUCACCUCCCAUAGAUAUCAAAUUAUGGCAUCCGUGUCAGAAACAUUUCCCUAGAACAGUUGUUCUUAACCAGGGGUGAAAGCACCCCUGAGGUGCAGAAGUCCCAAAAAAUUGUAGGUAUUUACUGCCAUUGCUAAUUGUUGGUGCCUAUUAAAAUAGAAAGAAAAGAUUUACAGCAUUACAUGUUUUCUGGUGAAUUUAGUUUUCCCAUUACUUCUUGCGACAGUAUUUUUUUAUUUUUUCUAGAAUUUCUAGUAGAAAGUUAAUUAGAAAAGUAAAACUACAAUAACUAAAUCAUCUAAUUAUUUUCAUUUAAACAAUUUUAUCGCAUUAUAAUUAUGCUCUAAGUGUUUUUCGGAAAAUGUUUUGAAAUUGAUAAGGGAUACUGUGCAGCAAUAAUUGUUUAAGAAUCCUUGCCAUAGAAAAUUUACUAGGAUCACUCCCCCCAAUCACCAACCAUUUUUUUGUUCUAUUCCUCUUCAAUUAGUAGCCUUAUUAUAUGACUUCCAUCGUCACAUUUCGACAUAAAUUCUUGCAACUGUCAAUGUCACUACACCCCGAUUUUGCUCCUCCAUGGCAUCCAGUAACUUAACGAGAGGCCAUUUUUCAGACCUUGCAUAGCUGCACUGAUUCUCUCAGUGAUUGUAGUUUUAAAACAAAAUUGUUUUAAUUGUUGUAUAAUAGAAUAAACAGAAACUCGCCCCUCUCCCCCAUAGACAGCGACGAGGCCAUGACAGGAAGUUCCGGCUCAUACCAGCGAGAAGCCAGUAUAGGAGCUGCUCAUUCCUGCCCAAGACAAUCAGGGACUGGAACAAUCUUUCAAAAGGAACGGUUGAGGCGACAACACUAGACACAUUUGUGUCUAUUGCCUCCAGCGUUCAAACCCCUAGUGCAUGAUUUCCUCAUCAACACCAGUAACAGAAACAUUGCAAAUCCCAUCUACAUGCAUAGGAGCCAAAAUGAUCAUUACAUUAAUCGUGGGCCCUUAAGAUAUAGAAGAAGUUGAGGCGACAACGCUUGACACAUUUGCGUCUAUUGCCUCAGACCUUCACAAAGUAGCCACAAAUACUGCAAAUCCCCUCUACAUGCAUAGGAGUCAAAAUAAUCAAUAUAUUUAUCGUGGGCCCUUAAUAUAUAGAAGAAUAUGAAAAAUGUCAGUAAUUUAGUGCUAUUAAGUGCAAUUGUUUUCAAUAAUGUUCCACUUUUAAUGUAAUGUCACAUUGCUUAUCCCCCUCCCCGUCACAUAAAUGUGGACCCCCUCCUCCCCGGACAUCAUUUAUGGAUGGCCCCUUAUCAUCAAUCUGAAAAAAAACAUCUCCUGUCCAAAUUUUUAAAAUAAAUUAUUCACAUUGUUUUAUUUGUAACUGUUUCACCUCAUCCUCUUUGGCUUUAAUCAUUUGCUUUAUAGCCAUGAGUGUUGCACAUACCGAAUGAUUUGGGAAUAAUCCCAGACCAUAACUGGUGUAAACUAUAAUAAAUGUUUACAGCUUUUAUGUAGUUGCUGACAAGAAGGAAAUGAUAAUUAUAAUGACAGUAAACAUAAAAUUAGAUUUUGCAUUUUUAAAAGAACUUUGUUACAUUUGAUACCGUAUUAUAUCUAGUCCUCCUGCAAUCAUAGUUAAAAUUUCUAUUCAGAUCAACAACAAUGUGCUGAUGACCAUCGUAAAUGCAGGAGCUGGUGCUGCAUCUAUUAUCACCCCUCACUGCUCACCCUAUUACCUCAUGAUCAUAAUCAGAUUUACUACCAACAUGUUCUGCGGAGGGAUUGAUACACGUGAGUGUUGCUUAUUUUUAAUAACAAACAUAAUAAUCCAUGACUUACGUUUGGAUUUAAUUCUGUAAGACGUGUGCCUAUGCUCUGUGCCAAUUUUUAUUAUAAUAAGCUGUGACUGAUUAAAAUUGACAAAACUAUGGUGUCUGCCAAUUUAAUAUUAAUUCUUGCUAAAUUCAUACUUUCAAUAAAUGCACACAAAAAAUGAUGUGCACCCUUUGGUUUCAUUUAAAAACUUGUAGUGUGUUUUAAAUCUUUUAUAAUAGGUUUUGUGUAAAAGCAAAAUUAUAAAGCAUGAAUAUUGGUUUUCUAAAGACACAAAGACUUCUCAACUAACUUUCAAAAAGUAAACAUGGCUUUGGUGUAUUGUUUAAAGAAGCCAGUUCAAUUUAGUGAAUACCGCAUUGAUUUAAAAAACACUAAAUAUGUACUUAGUUAAACUAAAAAACAUUGCUUCCAGGCUGCUAUAUAAUGUGAUUUAAUGGGAUUAUGUCACGUGACAGACAGAUAAUAUGGGUUUUAAUUCGCACAUUAACCUACAAAUAUUGUUAUCAAAGAGCUUUAAUUAAAAUUUUCUUGAUUUUUAAGCUAUUAAUUUUCUUAUUUUGUUUUUUAUACCUGAAUUCAGCUAUACAGGUAUUAGAAAAAACCCCAAAACUGAUUUUAUUUACUAUUAGCAUGAAUUUUUAUUGCCUGAUUUAUCAAACUCCUUUCUGUGCUGUGCCGGUGUAUACACAAACAAAAUUCUGUUCAAAUAUGCAAAUUUACUCCUAUCGCCUUUUUAAUUUAAAAUUAUGUUAAUUUCAUUUCAGUGGUGAAUGCUGAACAUAUGCAUAUUUGGGGGAGUGAAGGUCGUUCUUUGCUUCAACUCAUUCACUUCACCUUUGCCUUUGGAGGAGUUUUAACACCACUUUUUACUGAACCUUUCCUAGCUCCAAAAGAAAUCAAGAAUAGCAACACAGAAGCACAGAUUUUUGAAUUUAACAUGACAAGUUCAGAGCUUACUCUGAAUAUUACCUCCAAUUUAACUUCGAACACAUCCAAUAACAAUACAACAGUCUUGCUACCCCGAACGACAAAUGUUCAUUAUGCUUUUCUUAUAGGUGGCGUAAUUAGUAUACUAAUAUCCCUACAUUAUGUAGUCACGAUUUUUUGUGAGAAGAAAUCAAAGUCUUCCAGUGAUACGCAUACACAAAGUGUCCAUGACAGGAAGCUCCCUCGUCCCUUGUAUGUUUUCCUCAUACUUGUCCUGUGUUUCUUCUAUUUGGUGUACUGUUGCGUGGAGGAUACGUUUGCUUCAUUUCUCAUGACUUUUGUUGUCACAGAAUAUGAUUCUGUCUCAAAAUCAGAAGGUGCGUACAUCACAACUUUUUACUGGGGCUCAUUUGCUGUGGGAAGAUUUCUUAGCAUUUUUGUAUCAAAAUACAUCACUGCCAUGAAGGUUGUCUUCAUUUACACUUUAUUUAUGAUAGUGGCUUUUGCCGGCUUUACAAUCUCUGCUACUUUUGGCCACAUUGGUCUGCUAACAACAUUUUCCUGCAUGGCAGGUUUAUCAUUGUCAGCUGUUUUUGCUGCUGGUUUUUCAUGGACGGAGGCAGAGUUACUUAAGGUGACAGGCUGGGUUUCUUCUUUCAUUCUUAUUGGGAGUUCAAUUGGCAUGAUGAUUAACCCUCUCAUUAUUGGUUAUCUCAUGGAAAAUGUCUCCAAUAUGUGGUUCUGUUAUAUUUUAUUGGCUGAAACUUUAUUGUUGUGUUGCGUGUUUUAUUUUUUACUCUUAUUUAAUAGAUGCUAUAUCAACAAGUGUUAUGGUACAAUCGGAGAAGGACGUAGUCUGGAGAUAUAUGUUGAACCACCAAAGAAUGAAACAGAAUUGAAUUUAAUGGGAAAUGUUGACUGAGUGAGUUACCAGUGUUACCCUUUGGAUGUUUUACCAGGUACAUCAGAAAUUUACAGGCAACAUGGAUUUACCUCUUCUUUUAUCAAAUUAUUUUUGAAGAUGUGAAUGAAAGGCAAAUGAAUUGAUGAAAUGUUCACCUGAUGAAAUGUUCACCUGAUGAAAUGUUCACCUGAUGAAAUGUCCACAUGUUAUCUAAUCAUUUUAUAAUAGGGCAAAAUUAUAAACAAUUAAUUUUCUGUAAACUAUGCUUGCAUCAUUUUAGACAAUUUGUACCUCAAGCAGUGUCUAAAUAUAGAUUGUCAUGUGCCUUCAUAUGAUCCAGACAGGAUACCCAUAGCAUUCACUGUUUAAAUCUCUAUUACCAUGGUUGCAUUUGGAUGUACAUACAAAAGUCAAUGGCAUAGCCAGUUAGUGAGAGGUACAGUGGCUGCUUCCCCAGAGCUAUGUUAUGUAAGGUUGUGCAUUUUUCAAGGGCCACAAAGAUGUUUUUUUUAACAAAAGUUGCAUUAUUUAAAAAUUAUCUUUCCCUUGUGGGAAUCAUGUUUCUAUGUACAGUAUGCACACAGUACUAAUCAAAAUAUGUUUCUACGCACAUCUGGAAAUUAUAGAGUAAAUUACAUAUUGUAUUCACCCCUUAAAAAAAAUAGUUUCACAUCCUGAAAAUGGAAAGUUAAGUUUUUAAAUAAUUUCUUCUACCA
Lymnaea stagnalis (great pond snail) is the source of this 6678-nucleotide messenger RNA. NCBI's taxonomy places the organism in Eukaryota, Metazoa, Mollusca, Gastropoda, Lymnaeidae. The record is from the annotation of a GenBank genome assembly.